Molecule: messenger RNA, 1817 nt
Organism: Amorphotheca resinae ATCC 22711
Lineage: Eukaryota; Fungi; Ascomycota; Leotiomycetes; Helotiales; Amorphothecaceae
Exons: 5
Coding region: 409-1704 (431 amino acids)
Source: RefSeq, a predicted model, not a curated record
CGUCCAGUCGUCGUCCCAUGGCGUAGCUCACUGUCGCGACAUGGACCGAAUGGGUUUGGGGCAUAGCUGCGACUACUCCCAUGCAACCACGAGGCACGCAUGGAGCCUUGUCUCCACGACCUCUCCGCUCUUCCAAGUUCCAGAUCUCCCCUCACGAACCAUGUGCUAUCGACGAGGGGGCUGGAGGGCGCAGGAGAUGGAGGGGUCCAAUGGAGACAGAAUGAGGCACGACGCACAUCAAGCCCGAGUAUGUAAGAUGUCACAUCUACUGCUCUUGGGUAAUCCCCACCCCCAUCCUAUAUCCCCAACUUCGCACAUCUCUGGCUCCUUCACUCUCCAAGAGCAGAGUUAGGACAGCUACUUCCCAGGGAUCUCUAUUCAAAACCAAGCGCAACAAACCCGCUCAAGAUGGGCUUGCCAGCUUUUGAUCAUGCUGGCCGCAUCCCAAAGCAGGCGAUGCUGGCAUCGAUGAUAACCUUCAUGGUCGUUGCGGUGCUAGGUGCAUUGGUGCGCUUUUGGAUUCGAUUCCGAAUUCAAAAGCAAUUCGGUGUCGACGAUGGGUUCCUCAUCUUCGGCCUGUGUUGUAUCUCCGUCUCUGUGGGCUUGACCAUCAGCUACAUCGACAACAUGUACAUGGUGGAGGCAAUGAACGAUGAUGGGGCGGCGGUUUUCCCUCUCCUCCCAGAGGACUGGCUGCAGCGGAUCUACGACUAUCAAGAGAGAUCAACUGUCAGCCUUAUGCUCGCUUGGUCUGCCAUUGUCUGCGUCAAGUUCAGCUUCUUGUUCUUUUUCAAGAAACUGAUUGAUCGCAUCCAGUCCAUGACGAGGUACUGGUGGGCUGUUCUCUUCAUCAAUAUUGCGAUUGCAGGCUAUGGAUUAGCCAUCUAUAUCCUUGCGUGCCCGCACUUCAACAACGAGAAAGUUUUACAAUGCUCUUCUGGGUCAAGGUCGAAGCAGGUCAUCCAUUAUGCUGAAUCGCAAAUGGUUCUUGAUAUCCUUUCAGACCUACUGAUCUUGGUGAUUCCAAUUCGGCUCGUCUGGCAGAUCAAGAUCAGAUGGACUCAAAAGAUUGCCCUGGGAUCUUCCCUGUCACUUACAAUCGUAAUGAUCGCACUUACCAUCGUACGUGUUUCAGGGCUGCGCCAUGAAGCAGGUUUCGACCCCGCUUGGGAAGUCUACUGGAACAUCAUGGCCGGAGAGGUCGGCAUCAUCAUGACCACCGGCGCCGCCUUCCGCACAUUCUUUAUCUCCCGCAGCCAGCACAAGGAUGAAAUGCCAGGCCACAACCCGAACCGAAGUCUCAGCACCCGAACCCGGAAUCUCCUCCGCUUGAUCAUCACCCCGAGCAGAUGGAGCACGAAGAGAAGCAGACAGAGCGAAGACCCCAGCGACAGUAGCGACUCGUUCAGCGACGGAAGUCUUCACAAGGGUAAAGAGCUUCCACAAAUCCCUCGUGGGACCAUGACCGGUAUCCGAACCUUCAUCAAUGGUCGCGGGAGAACGUUGAACAUGUCGCGCAUGGGCGCGUCGAAAAUCAUGCAGAGCGAGGCCCUCGAAGAGGAGACCGAGGAUGCCUGGCCGCUUUCCCAGCACGCACAACUGCAGAAGUCAAUACAGGUGCAACACCACAUCUACUCUACAUCUGAGCGGGUUUACGAUCAUUAUGAUCCGAAUCCCAAGAGAGAAAAUCACGAUUGGGUAUAGGGCGUUCAGGGCACGAGGUUGUGCGAUUUGGUUUUUUUCUUUUUCAUAAGUAUAACAUGCAUGGUAUCUGAGAUUACUCUCUGGGGAUGGAGUAAAUGGUCAACUCCCCCUCU